GUCGGCGCUUCCGCUUAGGUGGAGGUGCGGGAUAGGGCCAGAUCGAGAGAAGCUUUCGGCCCUGGGGAUGGAGGAUGGGGCCCUUCCCGGAGCAGCUGGCGGUGCUCGUCGUGUUGUUGGCGGCCGCGGCGCUGAUCCUGCUUUCUUUUGUUGUAUUUCUAUCUGCUACCAAAAUUCCAGACAUUUACUGGCAGAAGGAAGAGAAUUUCUUUUUAAAUGCGUCUGGCAAGAAGAAAACUUUACCUACUAUACAUGACUCACCAACUAAGCAGUUAUCCAUUGUUGUGCCUUCAUAUAAUGAAGAAAAACGGUUGCCUCUGAUGAUGGAUGAAGCUCUGGGAUAUCUAGAUAUGAGACAGAAACAAGAUCCUUCAUUCACAUAUGAAGUGAUCGUGGUUGAUGAUGGAAGUAAAGACCAGACUUCACAGAUUGCUCUUAAUUAUUGCCAAAAAUAUGGAAAUGACAAUGUACGAGUAAUAACACUGGUGAAAAAUCGUGGGAAAGGUGGAGCUGUCAAGACGGGCGUAUUCACUUCUCGAGGGAGAAAGAUCCUUAUGGCAGAUGCUGAUGGAGCCACAAAAUUUGCAGACCUUGAAAAAUUAGAAAAGGAACUUGGAAAUCUACAGCCUUGGCCUGAUCAAAUGGCUAUUGCUUGUGGAUCUCGAGCUCAUCUGGAGAAAGAAUCAAUAGCUCAGCGUUCCUAUUUCCGAACUCUUCUCAUGCAUGGAUUCCACUUUCUGGUGUGGUUCCUCUGUGUCAAAGAAAUCAGAGACACACAAUGUGGUUUCAAAUUGUUAACUCGAGAAGCAGCCUUGCUGACUUUUGCAAAUUUGCACAUUGAGCGAUGGGCAUUUGAUGUAGAACUUCUUUAUAUCGCACAGUUUUUUAAAAUUCCAAUAGCAGAAGUUGCUGUCAACUGGACUGAAAUUGAAGGUUCUAAGCUGGUCCCAUUUUGGAGCUGGCUACAGAUGGGCAAAGAUCUACUUUUGAUACGACUUCGAUAUUUGACUGGUAUCUGGAAGCUUGUAAAUACUCGAAAAAAAAAUUAGGUUAUUUACAUUCAUUGAGGAUAUUAAUAUGCACCAUUGCCAUUUCACUUGAGAUCAAAUAUUAAAUAAAACUGAGAUAAAGUUGUGGA
This is a messenger RNA of Vombatus ursinus (common wombat), 1138 nucleotides long. RefSeq names its product ALG5 dolichyl-phosphate beta-glucosyltransferase (gene ALG5). NCBI's taxonomy places the organism in Eukaryota, Metazoa, Chordata, Mammalia, Diprotodontia, Vombatidae. The transcript has 10 exons. The record is from RefSeq and is a predicted model, not a curated record. Gene Ontology annotation, cellular component: endoplasmic reticulum membrane. Bases 75 to 1049 code for a protein of 324 amino acids.